AUGGAGAUUUCAAUAAAGCGCAAUUGGGAAAGAUGUUCUGCAUCUACGACGUUUGUGAAAUAUGACGAUCAACAACCUGAGAACACUCUAGAAUGUUAUAGUCACCAAACGUUCAGUGUUGAAGUGAAGCAGAUCGAGAAGAAACCGACCGUCAUGAAGGAUGAGGAAAGAUCGAGUGCAAGAUGCGGUUCUCAAGAAAGCGGAAAGCGUGCUCAAGUGAAGCGGAUCGAAAAAACGUCAACCGUCGUGAGGGAAAAGGAGAAGUCGUCGAGUACGAGAUGCGGUUCUCAAGAAAGCGGAAAGCGGUCCUGCUACUGUGACAUUUUAGCCUGUUCCCUCAUCACCCCAUACUUCUUCUUCCCGACAAUGUGUGGGUUCCCCGUCGGUCUCCUCCGUGUGCUCGGAGUUCCCACAUCAGCUCAAACGUUUAUUGGAAUCGUCUCAUUGUUGUUUAUGGGUAUCUCAGUAGUGGCAUUAUUCGAGAAUCGGAGCAGUUGUAUUCCAAGUAAUCGAUUUCGAAUAACAAAAAAGAGAUCUAGAUUUUUAUAUUAUUUAUUUAAUUGUACGGUAAUCAUCGCGUAUAUAAUACCACCAUUUUGUUAUAUCCCCAAGCAGGAAUCAGCGAAAUUAUUUAUUUUGCAGACAAUUCCUUGUCCCACUGAAGAGUUUUUCUACGCCGAAGUUUUUGUAUGGACCAUUGACAAGUUUUGGAAUAACUAUAUAUGGAUGGCCACUGGAUCGAUAGUACUCAUUAUCCUUUCUCAAGGUUUAUUCUAUGCUAUCUGUUGUAUAUACUAUCUCUAUUUCUCCACCGCAGUUAUUAUCUCUACAAAAACUCAAAAAUAUCAGCGCUCCUUCUUCCUGGGAACCGUCGCCCAAGUAGUGGUCCCUUUUAUAUUUUUAGUGAUCCCAGUGGCCACUGGGAUCUCAAGUAUUUAUUUCGAUUACUACAAUCAGGUCCUUAACAAUUAUUGCGUUUUAUUUUUGUCGCUUCAUGGAUUCGCAGCAACUAUUAUUAUUACACUGGUUCAUCACCCAUACAGAACAUUUCUGAUUAAAGUGAUCGCAUUCUAUAGAAGCUCAGAAAACGCCGAGGACUAUGGACUCGGUGAAGUUUGUUUUGUUGAAUGCACAUUGUUGUUAUGGGUACCUCACUUGUGGCAUUAUUCGAAAAUCGGAGCAGUUGCAUUCCAAGUAAUCGUUUUCGAAUAA
Molecule: messenger RNA, 1212 nt
Organism: Caenorhabditis remanei
Lineage: Eukaryota; Metazoa; Nematoda; Chromadorea; Rhabditida; Rhabditidae
Exons: 8
Coding region: 1-1212 (403 amino acids)
Source: RefSeq, a predicted model, not a curated record